AGUUAGUAAUUUUUAAAAAUACUAAAAUAGGUUCAUGUAGAAUAGUCAACUUUUGACUACAUAAGACACGGAUCGAGGAAAUUUUGCUCCUAAAUCGUUUAUUUUAGUAUGUUGGCAUCGAGUUUUGACACUCCGAAGUUACGCAGAAGGGGUAAAAGAAAGUGGACAAGUAGUGAAAAUUUAAGUGGAGAAGAAGUGAUUAUUGUUACUGAUAAUUUACAGACGCCACAGAAUAAAAGAGCUCGAGGGGAGGAUUACCGUCAAGAAGGACAAACUCCACUUGGAAAAGUUUUUAAGUGGGUUAGAGAGACAGCAAAGAAAACUGUGGGAAUAUUUACAUCAUUUCGAGAAAAAUAUUGGCGGGAUGAUGUAGAUGAUCAGGAAAACGAAACAUUUCCUGUCUAUGAACAUUCAAAUAUGCAACGGCACAGACAUUUUGAAACGGAUGUACUUUGUCAAUCACCGGAGCAAGAUGAAAAAGCAACAUCUUCACAAUUGAGCAGAAAGCCACUUGAAGAGAAUUUUUCCCCAUAUCGAAAUUAUGAACCCAAUUCAUCAAGACACUCAAUAUAUGAUCCUUCAAAAUAUAGUACUAAAACAGCAGCAAUUUCCCCAACAGAUGAACUUUGGACCCCAGUUUCUUCCUCUCAAAAACGAGAAAGGCAGAUUUCUGCAUGUUUUUCAGGGUCUGGCGGUGGUGUUUUCAUGAAAAAACCUGAAUCUACAGAGGUGAAACCAAGUCCUCCUAAACCUCGAAAUAUAACUGCAUUUAAAAUUAAGCAACACCCAACCACAGUUGAUAAUGUGGUGCGUCUUCAGGAGCGGGAACAAUACAUGAAGUUACUUGCUCAUUACACAUCUGUCCACCAACCAACAAACUACGGCAGUAUUCGUAGGAAACCCAUUGUUGUUGAAGAUGACGAUAACAAAGAAGCAAAAGUUUCGUCGACAAGGUUAAAAGCUAAGCGUUCAGUUCUGUCCUCUGACCCGCUUUUUGGAAACACAAGAUUGUCGUCUGUUAAAAAAGAUUCUCAUCAGCCUGCGACAGUCAAAGUUCAAACAUCCCCAUCUAAAAUGCCCUCUGGUGCAGUUAAAACGUCGAAAAUCUCAUCUGCAAGUGGUUCAAAAGGUUUUGUUGAGUUGCAGAUGAAUAAUCGCCAAUCACGGAGGUCAUUUGACUUGUUGGAUGAUAGUUGGAUUAAGAAAUGGAAACAAACCCUGAGCACAGAUAAUCUCGAACAGGAGAGAAAAAUAGCGAAGGAAAAGCUGAAACUCGAAGCAAUUCGCAAAGAGAAAGAUGACUUGGAACUCGUAUCACAAGAGGUAAAGGAAAGAAUGCUGGGAGAACGAGAGAGUCCUGUCAUCGAAAAAGAGAUCGACAAGUUCCAAGAGCUUACUGAUGGAAUGAACGAUGUCAUUGACAAAGCUUUGGGUCAUGGUGCUCCAGGUGAACUGCUGGUUGAAUUACCAAUCGGACGCAUCACCAGAGGAGAUAUAAUAACAUUACGACCACAAACAUGGCUCAAUGAUGAAGUUGUUAACGCAUAUCUACACAUGAUAGUCGAACGUAGCAAGAACCGUGGACCCAAAGUUCAUGCAUUUAACACUUUCUUUUACCCGAAACUAAUGAAAACUGGACACGCUAGCUUGCGACGCUGGACGAAGAAAGUCGACUUGUUCGCAAUGGAUAUUAUUUUAAUUCCAAUUCAUCUUGGCAUGCACUGGUGCUUAGCGGUUAUUGAUAUCAAACAGAAAAUAUUCACUUACUACGAUUCCUUAAAAGGAGAGAAUCCAAACUGUAUUCAGGCUUUGCGCGAUUAUAUCUGCACAGAGAGUCUGGAUAAAAAGAAAACGCCACUUGAUCUGACUGGGUGGAAAAACGACAGCCCUAAGAAUAUCCCUGAACAAUUAAAUGGAUGCGACUGUGGAGUUUUUGCUUGCAAAUAUGCGGAAUAUGUGUCAAGACGAGCGUCAUUUAAUUUCACGCAGCUCCACAUGCCUUACUUCCGUCGAAGAAUGGUGUACGAAAUAUUGAAGAAGAAUUUACUAUAACAAAUUUAUAAAACAAGAAAAAAUGCAUAAAACAACUAAAGUUACGUACGCAUAUAACACUUUUCGCUCGCGCUUCAAUUCCGUAGAGACAAGUAAUUUUUCCCUGGCAAACAAUCCUUGCUCGUUUGUACGCGAAAGUGACAAGAGAAUUGACCAAAAAAACCCAAAAAGCUGUUAAGAAAAGAUAAAUGCUUUUUUCGAUUUCCCCUUCGGUUAAGAGAAUUUAGGAAACUUGUUGACUAUAUAGUCGGAGUGAACUUGGCAAGAAAAAGCUCUCUUGUCUGUAUGAGGCUUAACCUUCACACCAGUGGUAAAUUUGGGUCGACUCACCCCACCGACCAUCGAUCGAGAUUGUACCAAUAUACUAACAUAAGAGUUAUAGACAGGAGGAUGGUCAUUUGUAAAAUAUAACAUAUAUUUAUUCUUCGAGUGUAAAUCAUAUAGAAAGACAUUUAUUCAGUGAUAAAAAAACGAAGGUUCACUGCGUCACAAGCGAGACUAUCGAAAACACACAAAAAAAUUGACUCUAUGAUCU
Molecule: messenger RNA, 2587 nt
Organism: Dendronephthya gigantea
Lineage: Eukaryota; Metazoa; Cnidaria; Anthozoa; Malacalcyonacea; Nephtheidae
Product: sentrin-specific protease 1-like
Exons: 20
Coding region: 109-2052 (647 amino acids)
Biological process (GO): protein desumoylation
Cellular component (GO): nucleus
Molecular function (GO): deSUMOylase activity
Source: RefSeq, a predicted model, not a curated record